AAGAAUGCGCAUAGCGAAUGACACAGUGCAGCAUGAACAAUCGCGGCUGAAUAACUGAGCGGGGUUCAUUGGAUCGUCAGUUCCUUGUACAUUCACGGAAGCACGACAGGCGUCAGCCGAGCGAAUCAAAACCAACACCUCUAUAUCCGCGACGCCCGUUACUAGCGUUACAUCAUGCGAUGGCAUGUGCUUUUGCGGGGAAGCUAUGGAUGAGCUUUAAUUAAGAUUGUCGCACAGGUUGCGAAUCUUCUGUCACUCCUCUUCGACACUUCUCAACUUGAGAUGGCGUCCGGACUAUUCUCCAGGUCCAAUCAACCUACGAGUGUUCCAGAUGCUCGCAUCCAAGUUGGUGAACAGCGACCACAUGACAUCUACCUGAAUGGAACGCCUCCAGCUGCUCAGCAUGCUUACAGCUAUGUUGACAACACACACUCAAAGACACACGUCCACAGUGCCUCAUUAUUCGACGUUGGUAUCUUGAAGGACACCCUCGCCCCCUCCCUUACUCUUCACUCUGGUCUUGCAGUCAUUGCGUACGGCAUAUCACGAUACACCCAACGCGUCGAAGUCAAGGACUGGCUCUGGCCCAGCGGACAGGUCGCCAAUGCCUGGUGGUCUGCCAUCGGCCGACGUCUUGCUGCAGGAUUGACACUCACACAAGCUUUCCACCGUCUCUCUUGGCAUGAACGGGUCGUGUUGACCGGUGUGACGCUUUGGGGAGGCCGACUCUUCUAUCGCAUUGCCCGUCGGUCAAUCCAGCGCGGAGAAGAUGAUCCGCGCUACGCUGAAGUCAAGAAAGAGGAUGGUUUCUGGAACACAGCUUUGUUUAAAGUCUUCAUUCCUGAAGCUUUUUUCCAGAUGCUCAUCAGCUUGCCGUUCACAGCGCCGUUCAGGCAUGAAGGUGCCGCGAUGAUGGGCUACCACCCUUAUAUUCAGAUGGCGGCUGUUGGUCUCUUCUCUUCUGGUCUGGCUCUGGAGACUCUUGCAGACUACCAACUCGACCAGUACAAGGCUGAGGGUGGCCGAGGCAUUCUCCGCGAAGGCGUAUGGAGCAUCGUCCGCAACCCCAACUACCUCGGCGACGCCCUAGUCCACAUCUCCUUUAUUGUCAUGCUAUACGGCAGUGACAUGCUCGCACCAAUCGAACUCCUCGGUCCAAUUGCAAACUACUGCUUCCUCCGCUUUUUCGGUGGUGACAAGGAGAAAGAGCAGCACCAAGUGCGCCGUUACUCUGCUUCUCAGCCCGACAAGUUCGCCGAGCUUCAGAAGUUCCGCGCGGACAAGAAUGCUUUCUGGCCGAGCAUGGAGGAGCUUAGCAACAAGUGGCUGUGGACGGUUCUGGGUAUUGGUGGACUAGGUAUUGCCAUUGAGCAGACAUUGAGGACGCUGCACUAGGCUGGUGCUGGUGAGCAUAUGAUGUGGAAUGCUUAGCCGAUUGCCGUACAGCUGGUGCAGGUGAACAUAUGAUGUGGAAUGCUUGGCCGAUUGCCGUACUUGCAGGCGUUUGGUGCCUCCGUCAU
Molecule: messenger RNA, 1520 nt
Organism: Macroventuria anomochaeta
Lineage: Eukaryota; Fungi; Ascomycota; Dothideomycetes; Pleosporales; Didymellaceae
Product: DUF1295-domain-containing protein
Exons: 2
Coding region: 283-1395 (370 amino acids)
Cellular component (GO): membrane
Source: RefSeq, a predicted model, not a curated record